This is a messenger RNA of Fusarium vanettenii 77-13-4, 1410 nucleotides long. RefSeq lists its product as uncharacterized. NCBI's taxonomy places the organism in Eukaryota, Fungi, Ascomycota, Sordariomycetes, Hypocreales, Nectriaceae. The transcript has a single exon. The record is from RefSeq and is a predicted model, not a curated record. Bases 1 to 1410 code for a protein of 469 amino acids.
AUGGAUCCAUUCGAAAAGUUACACCAAGAUCUUCGCUUCAUGCUCCUCGUCUCGCUGGACAGCCUUGCAGAAGUUGUGAUAGCUGCCCAGGCAUCCCCAGCUCUUCUCCAGCAACUUCAGGUGUCCAGGGGGGAAAUUGUACGCCAUUACGUGCUCAGAGAUGGCGAUCUCAUUGGAGACGUCUUGCAAGACGCCUUGGCCAUUCUAAAAUUCCCAAGGCCAGAUGCUACAGCGGCUAAUGUCGAUGCACAACAAAGACUAGCUGCCAUUCAUGGCCACCUUCGCAAAUGGGGCGAUAAAGAAUUUUCGGAUCCUUUUGAUCCCAGCACACGCGAUAUUCCUACAAUGCUCGACUUGCACGCUUUGUGUCGUCAGAUGUGGCUCUACAUUGGAGAUUAUCUCUCCAAAGCGACCAGUCAUUAUCUUCCACGAGCCUACCGUCGACUCCCAUCAUGGUCUCACGCUCACUUCUCUUGCCAUCCAGCUCAAAUAUGGCUGCAACAAUAUGUUAACCAAUUUGACACGACUUCUCUUGGACGUGUUGAUCGCCGGAAAAUACUUCAGGCGUUCCUCAGAUACGAACUUCUAUGCAAGACUUAUGGUCCGGUCGCUGGCAAGACGGACACCCAAGGGGAGAGUCAUCGGACUGGGAGAGAUCCGUUUGACGGGUUUCUACUUGAUCAGAGUGACCCCUUUCUCUACUGGAACUGGUACAUCCUAUACAUGUACGAGAGAAGACUGCCGGGAGAAAUCGAGCUCCAAUUGCUCCCAUGUGUUCGCGAAUACGUCCUCGCCAUGUAUGGCGCUCUCAUUGCGCAUCAGGUAGGGGCUCCCAUUCCUGUCCCUGGAGAGCAUCCAGAUUACGAGAAUGCGCCCCUGAAGGGGGGAGUAGGAAAUUUCCCCGACCGCAGUCCCAGCAACGAACCUGAGGGCCUCCACUAUCUUGGUGGUCCUAGCUGGAGCGAUGUUCCAGUGUCUCUGAUGGCGACAGUCGGCUUUGAUCUUCUCACCACGACUCUUACAUCCAGUAGCCACGAGUUUUUCAGGUUUACUUUCAAGUUCAGUAUGGAUAUACGUCAGAGACCCCCUCUCGUCGACAAGACCAACGUCAACCUUCCCAUCACCACCCGCGACCGCAGGGCACUUACCUCAUGGUACUGCAACGACUACCUUCGUCUUAACCGUCAGCGUGCAUGGCCUCUUUUUUGUAACGCGCACCAGUAUCCUCAGAUUCCUUCACUUGACGAGUACGAAAGGGUUUACGGCCCUGGGCAGGGCCCUGGGCCUAUGGAGGGUUUGAUCGGUUGGGAAUUGGGAGUGGACCGCUCCAGGACUGAAUUGAUAGCCCACGGCCAAGGUAGAAUGGCAUAUUCUUCGCUUAUACCCAAGCUGAAGCCGUUUUGGGAGUAA